Molecule: messenger RNA, 1783 nt
Organism: Aplysia californica (California sea hare)
Lineage: Eukaryota; Metazoa; Mollusca; Gastropoda; Aplysiida; Aplysiidae
Product: heart- and neural crest derivatives-expressed protein 2
Biological process (GO): developmental process; regulation of transcription by RNA polymerase II
Molecular function (GO): DNA-binding transcription factor activity, RNA polymerase II-specific; RNA polymerase II transcription regulatory region sequence-specific DNA binding; protein dimerization activity
Source: RefSeq, a predicted model, not a curated record
GCGGAGAAAUUCCCUGUGAGAGUUUCAGUUUUCAAGGGAUUUUCGCCCCAAACUUUCAUCUUCCUUCGUAUGUGUGGCCCAGCCAGCAGUAUUCAACUCGCACAAAUCCCUAGCUCUCGUUUCGUGCAUUCGACGUAGGAUUUUCUUGUGGUGUAAAGAAGAACAUACCUUGGACUUUAAUUUUGGCGAACAUACCUUGGACUUCGGGUCCUUUUUGGACAUACUCAGAUAUAUAGUGUGUGUCUUUGUGACUGGUGUAGGAUGAGUGAAGGAGUAUAUUUAUAGAUGUGUGCAAUUUUAGCUAUUUAAAGCAAGGUAUACCUUAAAAGCAAUACCUUAUACGUUAUUGUUAGCCCAAGAAGCGAUAGAAAUAAGAAUAUUUUCAGUUUGCCUUCAGUGAAUUCUCGCCAGCGCCACAAUUCAUGGAUAACUAAAAACAAAAGAACGCAAGGAGGUUGCAGACAGAAUUAUUCUACUCUAAGGUUCUUGGAAGAACGACAGCUUCAGCUCUACGCUACAAUGUAACCCAAGAAGAGGAACAAGACACUGGUUGCUGAGGAUGUUUCAAAGAGAUCCCCUACGAACAUGACGACUACCCCCGGCUCAGUGUAAAGGAACUGCUUCAUUUUCUGAAGAAAAAAAGAAGCCACAGGGACAAGUGAAAAACAAGAAAUACACGCAUCAGCCGCUGCUUCAGCCAAACACUACUACUGAGCUCAAACUUGAGAAGUUGAGUAGCAUUCUCCUGCUGUUUCAACAAAGAAAUAGAAGAAGGUUUGUCGUUUUCAUCCGCUUCCGAGCGUCGCCGAUAGGACGACACAUUUUUGGACACCAUCGUCGACAGGACACACUUAAGGACACCUUAAGGACACAUCCGUCGACAGGACACGCACGUUUUUGGUAGAGGGUCACCAGUUACCCCAGCAGCAUCAUCAUCAUGAGUUUAAGCGUUGGCGGCUACCCCCAAAGCUACCCCCACCACCCCCACCCCCACCAGCCUCAUCACUACCACCACCCUCAUCAUCACACCCUCCAGACUGGUGGCAGCGGGGGAGGGGCGGGGGCAAACCAGGGGGGAGGAGCUAUGACCACGCCCCACGACUUCUACCCCGCCUAUCCGCAUCCACAGAUGUCUCGCUACCCGGAGCACCCAGACUCUGCUACUGCAGCCGCGGCUGCUGCUGUAGCUGCCUCAGGAGGCUACUUCCCCAACUGGAUGCUGAGUCCCCCUCCAGAACUGACCGCCGUGUCCGGCCACAUCCCAGACGGCUACCACAGUUUCGGCGCCCCGGGCUCCAACUCCCCGGGCGGGACGCACUACCAGUCUUUCAUCCAGUACGAGAACGGCGUGCCCGUAAGGUGCAUCAAGCGCAGGGUCACCGCCAACAAAAAAGAACGCCGAAGGACUCUCAGUAUCAAUAACGCCUUCGCGCAGCUUCGCGGCUGCAUUCCCAACGUGCCGUCGGACACUAAACUCUCCAAGAUCAAAACGUUACGCCUCGCCACCAGCUACAUUUCCUAUCUCAUGGACAUACUCGCGAAAGACGACCCCGAACUCUCCCGAACUGGAUUUAAGGCGGAGCUCACGAAGAAAGUCUCGUCGUCGUCGCAUUCUUCAGUGGCCGCUGCCAACUCUGGUGGCGGUGGUGGCGUAGUGAAUACAUUGGUGGCUGGGGUCAGCGGGAGUAACGUUAACGGAAAACCGGAAGCCACCAUGGCCGCCGCCAUUGUUCAGGCUAGGACAAUUCUAGACAGGAGCGACGACAAGCGGAAGAGAGAAUCG